Messenger RNA from Aplysia californica (California sea hare), 2553 nucleotides. Its product is annotated as gem-associated protein 6. The record is from RefSeq and is a predicted model, not a curated record. NCBI's taxonomy places the organism in Eukaryota, Metazoa, Mollusca, Gastropoda, Aplysiida, Aplysiidae. Gene Ontology annotation, cellular component: SMN complex; nucleus. Gene Ontology annotation, biological process: spliceosomal complex assembly; spliceosomal snRNP assembly. The coding region runs from base 477 to 1028 and encodes 183 amino acids. The transcript has 2 exons.
CAAUGUACAAUUUUUGGGACCGUGUGACUCGACUACUCGACUCGAUUAUAAUACUCUAGUAAAUAAAUACUAUAGUACACUACCAACAUGGCUGCAGCCGCAGCGUUGGAAAACGAAUUGAACGUACUUCCUUACGUUUAUGAAGUGUUGAAAAGUAUUGAAAAUGACCCCAGUGAUGUGACUCAGAAGAUGAUUGAGCUGAAGGCCCAAUUCCAGCGAGCCCGAGAGUGUGUUGAUCGUCUUCCUGGUACUCAGCAUAGUCAAGAAGAACAACUUCGAUUGAAGACGAUAUUACAAGAGCAACUGAUUUUGAAGACUGACCUGUUAGUAAAUUACAAAUCUGGAAACAAUUUUGAUCUCAUGGGGAGAAGUAAUGGUGAGAUACCAAGUAACAGCUCUUGAUGAUAAAGAGUAGCACCAAAAUCUGUUACUAAAUCUGGGAGUGGAUAGUUUUCUUUUCCACCUGGUUCAUCUUCAUGGCUCAACCUGUAAACUCUGGGAUGGAGACUGCGAGUCAUCCUAUUUUCUCUCAUGACCCAAAGGGCUGGACAGAGUUGGUACAUUGUAAUGUUGUAAUUGACACAGACGACGGAAUGCAACACACAGGAUAUGUCUACACUGUGGAUCCUGUGUCUGAGUGCAUGGUGCUGAUUAGUUCUCGAAGUGGUGAACCGGUACCCUCGACUGAAUUUUCAAUGAAGAUCAUUCUGAGGUCAUCUGUGGUUAAGAUUAAAGUGUCACAGGAACCGGAUGAUGGAGUUAAGAAAUGGUUUGGUUCUUUAUUCCGUGCAGGUGUGGAUGAAGUGCUGGGGGAGGAUGAGCUUCAAGCUCGAAAGGAAAAGCUGAAGUUAUGGUUGGAGAAAAAUCGCUUUCCUGUAUCAGUUUCAGGACACGAUGAACAGUCGCUUUCCAUUUCAGAUGCUCUUGUUGUGCGCCCACCUUACACAGAACAAAGUUGCCUGAGCACUAAUGAAAUCAUAUUGUUACGUGUUCAGGGACUUAUUAAAAAUAUGCCAGAUAGCUUUUAAAGGUAUGCUCUUCCUGCAGCCUGUUUGGAAUCAGUUCUUUGAUUUGUCAACUGUAUUUUUCUAUUAUUUGUGCUUGAAAUUUUUAGCCGAUGGUAAUGAUGUGUACUGUAAUGUGGAAUGAAUCAGAACAGACCUUGUAUCUUUAGUUUAAGGUAGAUGACUUACUGUGCUCUAGAUUCGCCUGGAGACUAGGAAGUCUUUUCACUGACUGGGGCAAGUGCUACCUCUGGAUGUAUUCGCUGUGACCAAGUUGUCAACAUAACUUAGUCUAAGAUGUGGCAACAACAAAAUUAUUGAUGGUGGUCAUUAACAGACCAGCUACUGUCGUGUUGUAAUGUCAAUGACCAGCAUGAUGAUUCUGUGGGUGCUUAAAAUUUAACACUUUUCCUCCACAGGACAAUAUCGGUGACAGUGUAAUCACAAACACGUUGUCGGAAUGAUCUCCUUUUAGACAUGUAUGUGCACUUGUUAAAUUUAUGAUUUUCUUUCUGAAUGGUUAGUGGGGCUUUAUGAGCACAAAAAUCAGUUUGUUUACAAUUGGGGUGGGGUUUUUUUGGUUGAUUUUUUUGCAUGUCAGGUAGACCUAGCAUUAAGUGCUGCUUUACACUGACACCAUGAUGUAGAUUUGUGAAUGAGUGCUAGAUCUAAUGGGGUUUUUUUUUUAGUGCUAUUCUAUUCCAUUUUAGGUUUGGAUACUUUUACUGAGAUGAAUAGUACUGAUGUUGCCCAUCUGCAUCCUGGUACGUGGGGCCAAAGGUUAUGCGCACUGGGUGGGUUGAAAGUGAAUUGAAACAAGGUCUAGCAGUGUUCUGAAAAAAUGUUCUCAAAAUUAGCUAAGUUUUCAAAAACAUGGAAUUUUUAGACGAAAGACUCCAUGCUCUAUUCAGUUUUAACACCCUACCUUGAGUAUUUCCUCUCUGCCAGAUGUUCUACCAUAUGAUGGCCUACAUGUGUUUGUUUAGUGAAAGUUUAAGUGUAAGGGUUUAACGUCCCUCUCAAUGCUUAUUAGGUUAAUUAAGUGGUGGGACCUCCAAAUGUAAUGUCCAUCUCCUAUACGACGCCGCCAAAUGGACUGAGAGCCUUGAUAACUCCAUAAAAUGACCUUAACCCCAUAAAAUGACCUGAGCUCAAGAACACCAAGCCUGAGAUUCGAACCAAGGCCAUCUACUUCAUAGUGUAGCUUGAUACCAACUGUGCCAACCGAGCACCAUACAACAUGAUACUACAUUUGUUUCUAUUGGACUGUUUACUUAUGAGGUGGAUUGGGUGCUUAUUGACUGUUUAUUAAGCUAGUUUAAUAUGAGCUCUUUAAAGUUAAAUGCAUUUAUGGUGGAAGGGGGGGGGGGGGGGCUGCUCCUCACAAGUUUCAGACUUAAACUUAAUAGUGUUACAAAGGUAGCUCUUUAACAUGCACACAGUACCUCCAACGUUUUUGUCUUUACACGUAUUUGAGAUGACUACUAGAUACUCUAUUCCACCCACUUGACCUAACCUAAAUUCAAGGUUGUUGAAAAAAUCUGAAACA